This is a messenger RNA of Camelina sativa (false flax), 1957 nucleotides long. RefSeq lists its product as uncharacterized. Gene Ontology annotation, molecular function: metal ion transmembrane transporter activity. Gene Ontology annotation, cellular component: membrane. Gene Ontology annotation, biological process: transmembrane transport; metal ion transport. The record is from RefSeq and is a predicted model, not a curated record. Lineage: Eukaryota; Viridiplantae; Streptophyta; Magnoliopsida; Brassicales; Brassicaceae.
UUAAAGAUUAGAAACAAAGAAAAAAAAUAUUCCUCAGAAGUGUGGUUGCGAACUCUGAAGUGUUUGGGGUUUGGUAUCUACAGAAAAAAGAGAUACAAACUGCUUCUAUGGUGAGAAACUUAAAAAAAAAGCUGGUUGAUAUACUAUUUUAAUUGACCAUGGGUGAGAAUGGGGAGAAUCAUUCAGUUUCUAAAGAGAGUAAUUCAAAGAAGGUUGACAGUAAAAAUCAUUCCGGUAUUGCCAAGAGUGAUCUUUGGACUGAUGGGAUUAUUUGCGCCUUUGAAUUUAUCCGAGGCCCCAAAAAACAUGUUGAUUCGAAACAUCCGGACAAAAGCAGCUUGAAGCAAGAAGAUGGACUCACCAAACAUACUUCCCCUGGUCAUCAUCAUAACCCGUUUGUUGAUUCGUCUCCAGUCGAUAUAUCAAGGUCAAGGUCGGUACCUUCUUUGGAUUUGAAUCCAACCGGACAAGUUGAGAGAUACGAGGGGAGUCAUUGGGUACCUAUUGGUUGGACUAGAAUCUCUGAACUUGUUCAAAUGGUUCAAGUCAAUGCGGAGUGGCCUAACCUCGAGUUAAUGGAUGAAGAAGAGGAUGUCCCUGUUACUGAUUUAGCUGCUCCUUAUUGGGAACGACCAGGUGGCCCAACGUGGUGGUGUCACAUGGCUGCUGGACAUUCGUUUGUUGAGGGAUGGCUUAAAUGUGCUACAUGGUUGCAUCCUGCCAUUAGUCUCGCUUUGAGGGAUGAAAGUAAGCUCAUAAGUGAACGCAUGAGACACCUUCUAUAUGAGGUUCCAGUGAGGGUUGCUGGGGGUUUAUUGUUUGAGCUCUUAGGACAAUCAGUCGGUGAUCCAGUAAUCAGUGAGGAUGAUGUACCCGUUGUUUUCCGUUCUUGGCAAGCGAAGAACUUUUUGGUAUCUGUGAUGCACAUAAAAGGAAAUGUGUCGAACACUAAUGUCCUUGGCAUCACCGAAGUAGAGGAGUUGCUCUAUGCAGGAGGUUAUAAUGUACCAAGGACAGUUCACGAAGUUAUAGCGCACUUGGCUUGCCGUCUUUCUCGAUGGGAUGAUAGAUUAUUCCGUAAAUCUAUAUUUGGUGCAGCCGAUGAAAUCGAAUUGAAGUUUAUGAACAGGAGAAACCAUGAGGAUUUGAAUCUUUUCAGUAUCAUUCUCAACCAAGAGAUCAGAAAAUUAUCAAGACAGGUCAUCCGAGUGAAGUGGUCACUACACGCAAGAGAGGAGAUUAUCUUUGAGCUUCUUCAGCAUCUGAGGGGAAACAUACCUCGACAUUUGUUAGAGGGUUUGAGGAAGAACACGAGAGAAAUGCUGGAGGAACAAGAAGCCGUCCGUGGACGUCUCUUCACAAUUCAAGACGUCAUGCAAAGCAGUGUUCGCGCUUGGUUACAGGACAAAAGCCUACGAGUAAGCCACAACUUAGCUGUCUUUGGAGGAUGUGGUCUUGUGCUUACUAUAAUUGUAGGACUUUUUGGGAUCAAUGUUGAUGGUAUCCCUGGGGCACAGAACUCGCCUUAUGCGUUUCUUCUGUUCACUGGCCUUAUGUUUCUCCUUGGAUUUGUUUUGAUUGUGAUUGGUCUGCUAUACUUGGGGCUUAAACCGCCCAUCACAGAAGAGCAAGUGGAAGUUAGAAAGUUGGAGCUACAAGAUGUCGUCAAAAUAUUUCAACAUGAAGCAGAGACUCAUGCCCAACUCCGGAGAAACAACCUCUCUCCAACGGCCGGAGAUAUGUUUGAUGCUGAUUAUAUUCUCAUCCAGUAAACAAACUCAUAAUCAGUUUUUUUAUUGAUAAUACUAAUCUAAGAUUAUACAUGUCAGUUGCCUUCUUGUUGCAUAAAAGACACGUAAAAUAGUCUGAAUCAUUGAGAUAACAUUGCUCAUAAGACGAGGUCUCUGUUGAAUGUGCUAUCAUCUUUCUCGCCACCAUUUGACCAUAUGUUCAUGUA